AUGGGGUAUAUGCAGGUAGAGGACUACACCACCAACAUGUUACACCUGAAGAGAUGGCCUGGCAUCCGCUCCUGGUCGCUGCUCGUAGGUAGGAUCAUGAUGUGUGUGUAUUUUCUGAGUUUAUUUCUUUGGACGCAAUGUCAUAAAAACAAAUUGACCCAGCAUUUGGUCCUUUUUCUGAUUUCAGGUAUUGCAUCCAUUGGCCUGGCAGGUGCAAACUACAGCUCAGGUACAACCUGAUUUACAGGCAUCACCAGUGCCAGCCUGUCCCCUGUCUUGAAUCCCAGUCAUCAUUGACAUAAUUAAGACAGAAUGAAAAAAUAAAUGUCUGCCUGUCUCUCAUCCCUCUGUUUUCUUGUCUUUACAGACAGUCUCCUGUGGAAGCUUUUCUACGUGACAGGCUGUCUGUUCGUGGCCAUGCAGAACAUGGAGGCAGUGUUUGAUAAAACCAAGAAUGUGAUAGAGCUGAAGACCUUCAGUAUGUAUGCCCUGAUUCUCACCAUGUGUAGGAGAGGCCAGGAGAAAGGUGAGGAACAUGAUCACCUAAUGUGUCCUGUACUUUCACAUUGAAAGUUAGCGCAGGGGUCUUCAACCGUGGUCUUGGAGAGCUACAGGAAUUUUCCUCCGCAAACUCACCCUCUCCCUGUCUCUGUCCUUCUUCUACUGCUCCUCCUAUCUCCCUUACACACCCUUCCUCUCCUCCUGUCUCUGUCUCUGUCUCUCAGUGGUGAUGGACAUGAGGCACCUGCGUGACGUGUGUGUUCAGGAGAAGGUGCGCUACCUGGGGAAGGGCUACCUGCUGGUGCUGCGACUGGUCACAGGUUUCUCCUACCCCCUACACAGAGCGCCACCAUGGGGGGAGUGGGACGCAGGUGCGACUGGGGGUCUGGAGGGGGAAGAGAUAGUCUUAUAAUAGAUCUAACAUGGAAGAUGUUGUGUUUUAAAGGAUCAGAACACAGGUUUCCCAGGAACUUAAAAUAUUGUAGAAUGGUAUGGAACAGAAGUAAAAUCAGACAAAUGUAUUGAGUGUUUUGAUUGUCAAAAUAUUAAUGCUGUCUAUGCUUGAUCACUACUAGUUGUUUGAUCCUGUUCUUUCCCCCUCUCCGUCAGUGAUGUGGAGGCAGUGGCUUCAUUGCUCAAGCGUUUCCUGGGUCUGGAGGAGCUCCAGUAUCGCUGGGAGCAGGAGGAAGAGGAGGCGGUAGUCAUGGAGGAAGAGGCAGUCAGGGAGGAAGAUUAA
Molecule: messenger RNA, 1237 nt
Organism: Coregonus sp. 'balchen'
Lineage: Eukaryota; Metazoa; Chordata; Actinopteri; Salmoniformes; Salmonidae
Source: the annotation of a GenBank genome assembly